UUGGACAUUGAACCUCAGGCGGGUGUUUAGAGUGUUUCGCUACAACCAGCACUGUGAGGCUUCCAGCGUGCCACCAUAGGUGGCGAAUAUUUGAAAGUGCACUUGAAGAUGCCAUCGUUGGAAAAUAAUUAUCCAGGAGCAGCUAGUCUUAUUCAGGAUAUUGGAAGUUCGUUAUGAUUGCAGGUGGUAAAACAAUCUUUUCUAGAGAAAAUGGCAAUCAGUCUCCGUGGUGGCCGAAUGUUUAUUGGAUAUCUGAGAAUAAUCGAUCAGUUUGGAAAUGUUGUUCUUCAUGAAGCUGUGGAACGUAUUCAUGUGGAAAAAAAAUUCUGCGAUGUUCCCCAAGGCAUUCUACUAAUUAGGGGUGAAAAUAUUAUUAUUAUUGGAGAACUGAAUCCAGAAGUGGACAUUGAUGAGAAGUUGCAGAGGGUUUCAGAAGAAGAGAUAUACAAACUGCAACAAGAACAGACAGCUGCCCGCAAGGAGUUGGCCAGGAAACGUGCUGAGUUGUUUGCUUUGCGUGGAUUAGGCUUCCAAGAAUUCGGAGACAUAAUGUUUGAUGAUGCAUAACUUUAGCAAUAUCUUCACAAUUAUUGAUGCACAUAUCAAUAUAUAAUACUUGAAACAAUUGUUUAAUCAUCCACUCAUGUACAUAUAUAAUCAAAAGUGUUGUUAGAGCUGAACAAACAGAGAUAUUUAGUUCGACAAAUUGGACAGUUUUUCAUACGCUGUAAAGUCAUAUGCAUAACUCCUGUCCUUCUAAAAUUGCAGUAAACACAAUAAAUGUUGAAAGUCACUGUGAAUUGUUUCCAGUAACAUUGAUAUAAGAACAGAAUUUCUGAACAGAGUUGGAGUGUGAUUUCUUUGUAGAAUAAUCUAAUUUGAUGAAACUCGGUAAUACAGUAUCAUUUGCUGGUGUCGUUUCGGGCACAAUUAAGUGCCAGUAGGUACUUUAAGACACGCACCAAAGUCCAACCCUGUAUAUACACCCACUUAUAAUUUGUCUGCUUUCGUUUAUUGGAAAUAAUGACUUCCAAGUCAGUAAUUUGCCUACUCGUAAUUCCUAUUCCAAGCGCUAAAUUUGAUCCUGAUCAGCCAUGAUUCAGCGAUCACCCAAUCUUUUAAAACAUUUUGGAAUACAACGCUUACAAUAUGCCAUUGUGUUAUUGAAUGCAUUUCGACUGCUGAGUUUUCCUCUAAGCUAGUCAUCUUUAUGUGGUCAGUCGUCCUACGCUUUGGUAUGUUCCGAC
This is a messenger RNA of Trichobilharzia szidati, 1247 nucleotides long. Lineage: Eukaryota; Metazoa; Platyhelminthes; Trematoda; Strigeidida; Schistosomatidae. The record is from the annotation of a GenBank genome assembly.